AUACGGCGGGCAAGGGGUGGAGCAACGAAAAGGAGGUACAGACAACAGGAUGACAGAAGCAAGAGUGGCGGCUCACGUUUCUUGUGGCGGCCACGGAGCCUCCACGCCGAAGAGAUUAUGAAGAUUUGAUGCAUCUGCCUGGAGGCGAAAGACGGUGGCCGCGCGUCAAAAGCCGGGAUUAGUCCCCCUUGUCGCUUUCGGGCCUGGAACAUGAGGCUGGAGCGCGGACGGCGGGCUUCUCUGGCGCUCACCCUCAACUUUGUGGCAUUUGUCUUCGCCCUGUCGGCUGUCACCACCAGCUACUGGUGCGAGGGCACCCGUAAAGUGGCCAAGCCCUUCUGCACCGGGCCGCCUGUCAAGGUCAAGCAGUUCUUCUGCAUCCGCUUCAACAGCUCCAACAUCAACGACAGUCGCCUGGUGCAGUACAUCUUUGAGACCGGGGAGGAGAAGUUCCUGCUCAAGAAGUUCCACACCGGCAUCUUCUUCUCCUGUGAGCAGGCUGCCGACAUGAACGGUUUCGACUGUCGGGACUUCUCAGAAAUUGCUCCAGAACACGAACGAGGUUGGUACACAUUUUUUCUCGAGAUAUCGCAAAUCACCAAAUAUCAGUUAAUUAUUGUGAAAAUUCGCUGUUUGCACAUAGGAGUGCUGUGGCUGUGCAUUGUCGCCGAGACCUUGUACCUAACCCUGCUGUUCGCAGGCGGCGCCCUGAUGACCUUGGAGCAGUGUCGUUGCUUCAGCGUCAUGAAUAAACUCAAGCUGAGUGCCUUUGCUGCCUUAUGCACUGCACUGUCAGGCCUUUGUGGGAUGGUGGCCCACAUGAUGUUCACCACCAUUUUCCAGCUGGCCGUGGCCAUGGGUCCGGAAGACUGGAGGCCCAAGACGUGGGAUUACAGCUGGUCUUAUGCGUUGGCAUGGGGGUCAUUCGGCACCUGCAUGGGCUCGGCGGUGACAGCGCUCAACCGCUACACCAAGACCAUCAUCGAGUUCAAGUUCAAGCGAAGGAACAUUGAGAAGAGCCUGCUGGUCAAGCAGAAAUUGUUGGAGCUGGACCUUCCUGACCACGUGUGGUACAUGACAGCUGAUGCUGAGGCGCCACCGGAGCUGCCGCUCAACGGCCAUAAACCGUCCACGGGAACGGCCUUUGCCCUGGAAGUGGACCAUGUGGCUGAGUCACAAGGCGAGGCCUACUGCUAGUAACGCAGGUAGGAAGAACCAGACUCAAACAGACAAUUUUAAGACUUGCUCAGCUGAAAAAGAGGAAGUAACUUACUGUCAUUGAUGACGAUAGAUGUCCAAUCCCCUUACGACUUGGGAGUGUUAGCAGCGAAAAUUAGCUUUCCGUCAAUGGCAGUCAAUGAGUUAAAAAGACUCGACUUGAAAGUGAUCGGACUCCACGUCAACUGGGAGAGCUUUAGUAAUAAAUAUUGUGCUAAAGAAGAUUAGUUGAUGAGUUUUUUUAGUAUGCACCCACUGGCCGGGUAUGGCUACUGCACUGCCUGUACCUGCUUUUGAAUUGAAUGAAAUGAAAAGGUUGCAAUCUGGGAAAAAUGCCAGAAACACAGCUGAAUAUUAUAAUGCAGAGUGCAGAGGCCACCUCACGAAGCCAGUAUCAUGGAGGCAGCGCGGCAUUAUAAUACAUUUGAAUUCAGGAUUGUUUUUCAUAUCAAAUCAGGAAAGAAGAAUGGCAACACGCAAGGUAAACAACAACAGAGACGAUUUUUGAAAAAUGUCUUACUUAAAACUUGAAGGUAAGACUUGAGUUGAGACUCGCACACAUGUGACCUCUCGGUGACCCAAUGGAACACUUUUUUUCAUUCCUCGACCCCAAUGGACUUGGAUUUUAAAAUCUAAUACAGGGAUAUAUUUGCGUGUGUGUAUCCUCGUGGAAUAAUGUAACCCGCUCGGCUCUGAGAAGACAUGCAUCUCAUCAAAUCUUGCUCAUGUGAUCGCACAAGAAGUGGGAGGAGGAAAGGCCAGUGGUGUCUUGAUGCUUAGCUACAGCUGCCUCUUAUACCUUGCCUAGAGAUGUUUGAACGGACAACCAACACGAAGACGAUUGAGGUAGAUAGAAACCUGAGACUAGGGACAACAUGCUGCCUAGUAAGGUGAUUUUCAGUUCAUUAUGUAGCUAUAGUUUUUAGGAUACAAGGUAUCCCUGCCUCAAGAUAACACAUGAAGGACAUUGUGCCAUGAGCUUAACGUGAGAAAUAUUCCUCAUGCUCAAAAUUUCCAUAGUUUAUUAAUUAUGCAAUUUUUUUUCAGUCUUUCAUGCAGCAUCCAGGUCAAUAAUGUAUUAAACUAUAUUUUGAAAAAUAAGGAUGCAUGUUGGGUUUACUUGCUUGUGUAAUCUGCCACUACUGAUGUCAGCAAGAUGCUAAUAAAUACAUGCUACUACAGUACAUUAGCCAUCCAUUGUCAUAGUUUAUCUUUUGUCAUCUUAUUUACAUAAACCUGCUCAAACCUAACAAAACUGCACUUAAAUGAGCUGAACUAUGUGGAAAUGAGAAGUACCUGUUAAAUAAAUUACAGAAAUAAAAAUAAUUUAAAAAAACUAAUUUAUUACAUAAAAUUAAAAAACUUGUGAUUUUCUACAGCUGUAUACACAUGAAAGAACCAUUACAAAAGGCAAUAAACCAACAAUUAAACAUAUUAACAAUUAAC
Messenger RNA from Corythoichthys intestinalis (scribbled pipefish), 2664 nucleotides. RefSeq names its product germ cell-specific gene 1-like protein. Gene Ontology annotation, cellular component: plasma membrane. Lineage: Eukaryota; Metazoa; Chordata; Actinopteri; Syngnathiformes; Syngnathidae. The coding region runs from base 211 to 1197 and encodes 328 amino acids. The transcript is spliced from 4 exons. The record is from RefSeq and is a predicted model, not a curated record.